Messenger RNA from Chinchilla lanigera (long-tailed chinchilla), 3677 nucleotides. It is a transcript of the gene Csf1, whose product is annotated as colony stimulating factor 1 (macrophage). Bases 267 to 1910 code for a protein of 547 amino acids. The record is from RefSeq and is a predicted model, not a curated record. Gene Ontology annotation, biological process: positive regulation of macrophage differentiation; osteoclast differentiation. Lineage: Eukaryota; Metazoa; Chordata; Mammalia; Rodentia; Chinchillidae. Gene Ontology annotation, molecular function: cytokine activity; growth factor activity. Gene Ontology annotation, cellular component: membrane. The transcript has 9 exons.
UCUGGCGCCUGGCCAGGGUGAUUUCCCAUAAACCACAUGCCCCACGAGCCGCCCGCUUAAAAGGCUGUGCCGAGCGCUGGCCAGCGAAGCUCGGCCAGUGGAAAGUGAAAGUUUACCCGGGUCCUCUCGGUGCCGCCGCGGCGCUCUCUGCAGUCCGGGACAGCGGCGCGGCCCUCGGCCUGGGCGCGGACUUCGCAGCAGCCAGCGAGCGAGCGAGCGCGCCAUCCAGGGCGGCCGACGCGCCCGCCCAGCACCCGGCUGCCCCUAUGACCACGCGGGGCGCCACCCGGCGCUGCCCUCCCAUGGCAUGGCUGUGCCCCUGGCUGCUGCUGAUCUUUCUCGUGGUGAGCAGGAGUAUUGCUGAGGAGAUAUCGGAGCACUGUAGUCACAUGAUUGGGAAUGGACACCUGCAGGUCCUGCAGCACCUAAUUGACAGUCAGAUGGAGACCUCGUGCCAUAUUGCCUUUGAGUUUGCAGAUGAGGAACAGUUGAAAGACCCUGUGUGCUAUCUUAAGAAGGCAUUUCUCCUGGUGGAAGACAUAAUGGAGGACACCAUGCGCUUCAGAGAUGAAACUCCCAACGCCAGGGCCAUCGUCCAGCUCCAGACACUCUCUGUGAGACUGAAGAGCUGCUUCACCAAGGAUUAUGAAAAGCAGGACAAGGCCUGUGUCCGAACUUUCUACGAGACUCCCCUCCAGCUGAUGGAAAAGAUCAAGAAUGUCUUCAAUGAAACAAAGAAUCUCCUGGAAGAGGACUGGACGAUUUUCACCAAGAACUGCAGUGACAGUUUUGCGAAGUGCUCCAGCCCAGAUGUGGUGACCAAGCCUGAUUGCAACUGCCUGUACCCCAAAGCCACCCCUAGCAGUGACCUGGCCUCUGUCUCCCCUCACCAGCCCCUCACCCCCUCCAAGGUCCCUAAGGCUGGUUUGACCUGGGCUGAUUCUGAGGGGACAGAGGGUAGGUCCCUCUCGCCCAGUGAGCAGCCCCUUCACACAGUGGACCCAGGCAAUGCAAAGCAUCGACCACCCAGGAGCACCUGCCAGAGCCUCAAGUCACCAGAGACCCCAAGCCUCGAGGACAGCCCCACUGGAGGUUCACCACAGCCUCACCCCUCUGCUGGGGCUCCCAGCUCUGGGAUGGACAUUGUUGACUCUGGACUGGACUCUACCUGGGCCUUAGAAGAGGCCUCUGGAGAGGCUAGUGAGGGUCCUGAACCUCAAGGAACAGAGUUUUCCCCCUCCAGGCCAGAAGGGGGCAGCAUCCAGGUACAACUGGCCAUUCCCAGCAACCUCCUCUCAGCAUCUUCUCCACUCCCGACAACAGAGGACCAACAGCCACCAUUGCCUAAGGUGGACCCUGCGAGACCCACUGGUCAGGUCAAGCAUGGCACUCUUGAGAAGACAGACCAUUCAUCUAGCCUGCCCACAGAGGGUGAGAAGACAGGCUCUACCCAGACCUCAUCACUCCAACCCCAAGGCCUCAGCAAUCCCACCACACUUUCUGCUCAGCCACAACUUCAUGGAAGCCACUCCUGGGGAAUUGUGCUGCCCCUGGGGGAGCUGGAGGGCAAGAGGAUCACCAGGAACCGAAGGAGCCCUGCAGAGCUGGAAGGAGGACAAGCAAGCGAGGGGGUAGCCAGGCCCCUGGCCCCUUUUAACUUCGUUCCUUUGACUGACACAGGCCAUGAGAGGCAGCCUGAGAGAACCUCCAACCCCCAGAUCCCUGGGUUCGUCUUCCACCUGCUGGUGCCCAGCAUCAUCCUGGUCUUGCUGGCCGUUGGUGGCCUGCUGUUCUACAGGCGGAGGCGGAGGAGCCGUCAAGAGCCUCAGCCAAUGGAUUCUCUCAUGAGGCAUCCAGAGAGCAGCUCCGUGACCCAGGAUGAGGACAGACAGGUGGAACUGCCAGUAUAGAGGAAAUCCUAAGCUGGGCUCGCGGGACUGUCUCUCCAUGGGAGAAGAUGCGACGGGGCCGUCCACCACUACCCUCCCCAGAUCUUCUCCUGGAAAUGUGGCCUUCCUACCACCUGAGCCCCUGCCUGCCAGGACUGGACAGAGCAGCCAGGCUGGAGUUCCUACAACUUGACCCUCAGACUUUCAGAGGGCCAGAGGAUGCCCCCACACUGCCGCUAUUUAUUGUGGGCCCUGGAGGCUCCGUGCGCUUGAGGAGGGCUGGCGAGCUGGCUCAGGACCUUCUCCCUCAGGGGCUGCACCCUCCGCUUCUUCCUCUCCAUGCCAGUACCUGGGUCAGAGGCCCACUCGCCUGUGGCAUGUGGGACACCAGGGUGGGUGCUGAGGAGCCACCUGGUGCCAAGAGAUGCCAUUGUUGACACGCAGGGACCUGUCUCCAGAGAGGAGUCUUUCAUCAGGGUGGAGCAGCAUCAGCCUGAUUUCCUGUAAAGGCAAGCAGCCCAAAACAUAGGAAAACAGAGGAGGCCUCUGGCUGUACGCACUGACAGCUUGAAGGGAUCCACACCCUCUGCUCACCUGAGUGCCCUCCACUGGUGGCCAGGCGGUGAGGGGAGGCCAGCUCUGCCCUCAGGACCUGCCUACCCUGACUCAUAAUGCCAAGAGGAGGACCUAGCUCUGGCCUAUACACCUCCUUCCCUCCAGCCCCUGCCAGAGCUUCUCCUAGAGGCCGGGCAAAAGCUCUCCUCGUGAAGGAAGCCAUUGCACUGUGAAAACUGAACCUGCCUGCUGAAAAGCCUGCCCCAUCCAUCCCCACGAGCAAGCAUCCGUCCAAACGCCCCCCAGUCUCUCCCCAGCUUCCUGCACUGAGCUGGCCUCAUUCGUCGACUGAGGGAGCCCCUAAGCCCUAACCUUCUCCCGACCCAGCCUUUGACUCCUUGGGUGGAGCAGGUGGAAGAACUGCCCAGGCCACCAGCCAGAGCUGGUCUUUAGGCUGUGUGUUCACCCAGGUUUCUGCAUCUUGCACUUUGACAUUCCCAAGUGGAAAGUGACUAGUGGGAGGGAGAGAAAGUGAGGGCGGAGAGGCAGAGAGGUGCAGGGAGAGCUCUGAAUGAGAGCAGGUUUGGAAAUAUGGGUAUGCCCCUGAGACUGUGGGGACAUCUGCACCCCAGCGCCUCAGUCCAGUCUACUUUGCCUGGUGCUAGCAGGCACCUGCAACUGAACAGGUUUUCCCCAUCAGGAGCCCUGGAGCUGGGCUGCACCCCGGCCCUACCUACAUGCUCCCCAGAUCUCUUCUUUUGACCCUUCGUUUUCCUGACCCAUGUAGGCAGUGACACCCUCCAACUCUCACCCCACCCCACCUCGGGCCAAGCAAGCCAGAGCUGGAGAGGACCUAGGAGAUCCCGGCAUCUGCGUCCAACUGUGCUCCGAGAAUCUCUGCUUCCUGGUCUGGCCCUUGCCAUGGCUCUGAGACCUGGGCAACAGGUGACAGGGCUGUCAACUGCCCCUCAGCCCCUUUAUGCUGCUGUGUCCCUCCUUUCCUGCCAUCCUGGGCUCUCCGCUGAGAGACCCUGUCCUCCCUGGUUGUGACCAUCUCUUCCCUGCCAGAGAGAGUGAGGGUCUGCUGGCCCAUGGCCCCAUCCUGAUGAUGAUAGCUGAGGGAGGGGCAGCCGGGAAGUUUUUAUGGGGCUCGUCCUUCUAGUCACAGACUGCAUAUUCCAUGCUAGGAAACAUAUAUUUUUUAAAUGGAAGGAAAGAAAACAGAAAAAAAAA